AUGAGUGGAACACUUCCUUCAUGUUUAGGCAGCUUAAGCAAUUCAUUGGUGGAAUUAAAUUUGAGACGAAAUAAAUUUCAUGGCAUAAUGAUGAAUGCAUUUAGGCAUGGAAGCCUGUUGGAAAGUAUUGAUUUGAGCGAGAAUAGAUUUGUGGGUCAGCUACCACGAUCAUUAACAAAUUGUACCAAUCUAGAGGUUCUCUCUCUUGGAGACAACUCUAUCGAUGACAUUUUUCCUUCUUGGCUGGGACUUCUCCCCAAGCUUCAAGUUCUUGUUUUGCGGUCCAACAAAUUUCAUGGUCCAAUUCAAGAUUCAACAACUGCUUGCUCACAGUUCCCUAAGUUGCGGAUCAUGGACCUUUCUAACAACGGUUUUAGUGGUCGAUUGCACCAUAAAUUCUUCCACACAUGUUUAGCUAUGAAAUCAAUUGGAGAAUCGUUUGUUCUGGAAACAACAAUGUCCUUCAGCUCAUUCAACACAAAGUCGCCAUACACGAUGACAUUAAUAUACAAAGGUUUCAGAAGAGAGUACGAAGAGAUUUUAACCUUAUUCACGGCUGUUGAUCUCUCUUGCAACCAUUUUGAAGGAGAAAUCCCGCUAUCACUCCAAGAUCUUAGAGGGAUUGAAUCACUCCAUCUUUCCAACAAUCAUUUUACCGGGUAUAUCUUUCCAUCGUUAGGGUACUUGAAGAAUCUUGAAUCGUUGGAUCUCUCCCAAAACAAGCUAUCCGGAGAAAUUCCUCAACAGUUGGUGCAACUAGGCUUCCUUGCCAUUUUCAACGUGUCAACAAACCAUCUUGAUGGACGCAUACCCCAAGGGAAACAGUUUGAUACAUUUGACAACAGCUCCUACAAGGGGAAUCCACGAUUGUGUGUACAUCCUUUAUCCAAGGAAUGUCAAGAUUCAAAGGCAUCAAUACAUCCACCAGCAAGCAAUACAUCUGAGGCUGUUUCUCUCCUCCCAAGCGAAAGAAUUGACUGGAUUAUCAUAUUCUAUGGAGUUGGAAGCGGGAUGGUUGUUGGGAUUGUUUUUGGAAACUUUCUAUAUACAAAGUAUUAUGAUAGGUUCAGGAAGAGGAAGGACAGAUGGGUAAGGCCACUUCGUAACACGAGGAGAAACGAAGGUACAAGGUUUUCUGAAAUGCACGUUUUACGAUCGUGA
Molecule: messenger RNA, 1161 nt
Organism: Lactuca virosa
Lineage: Eukaryota; Viridiplantae; Streptophyta; Magnoliopsida; Asterales; Asteraceae
Source: the annotation of a GenBank genome assembly